Candoia aspera is the source of this 2060-nucleotide messenger RNA. It is a transcript of the gene SCNN1G, whose product is annotated as sodium channel epithelial 1 subunit gamma. Gene Ontology annotation, biological process: sodium ion transmembrane transport. NCBI's taxonomy places the organism in Eukaryota, Metazoa, Chordata, Lepidosauria, Squamata, Candoiidae. The record is from RefSeq and is a predicted model, not a curated record. The transcript has 12 exons. Gene Ontology annotation, molecular function: ligand-gated sodium channel activity. Gene Ontology annotation, cellular component: plasma membrane; sodium channel complex. Bases 1 to 1959 code for a protein of 652 amino acids.
AUGGCUCCCGCAGAGAAGAUCAAGGCCAAGAUCAAGAAGACACUGCCUGUGACUGGGCCCCAGGCGCCCACCGUGAAGGAGCUGAUGCACUGGUACUGCAUGAACACCAACACCCACGGCUGCCGGCGCAUCGUCGUGUCUCGGGGACGCCUGCGCCGGGCCCUCUGGAUCCUGCUGACGUUGAUGGCGGUGGGGCUGAUCCUGUGGUACUGCGCCCAGCUGGUCGUGAACUACUACAUGGCCUCCGUCUCGGUCACGGUGCAGUUCCAGAAGCUCCCUUUCCCGGCCGUGACCAUCUGCAACAUCAACCCUUACAAGUACAGUGCCAUAAAGGAGCACCUCGCAGAGCUGGACAAGGAGACCAGGGCCGCCCUGGAGUCCUUAUAUAACUUCUCGGGAGCGGAAAGCAAGGCCCGGGAGCGCCGCAAUGCCGGCAGUCAGAACCCUGGGAAGAGCAAGUUUCUCAGGCAGUUUCCCCUGGUGAAACUGGGCAGCCUCCGUGCUCAGCCCCUGGUUAACAUCUCUGCUGGGUACAAGCGGCGGACUGAGGCUGGCAUCAUCUCGGGCAGCUCCAGCAUGGUCAACGUCCGAAGCCCCCAGGACGUCAUGGGCUUCCAGCUGUGUGACACCAACAACAAGAGUGACUGUACUGUCUACACAUUCAGUUCGGGUGUCAACGCCAUCCAGGAGUGGUACAAGCUGCACUACAUGAACAUCAUGGCUCAGAUCGAUGCAGAGGAGAAGGAGCUGAUGAGCUAUUCAGCCGAGGAGCUGCUGCUGAGCUGCUUCUUUGACGGGGACUCCUGUGAUGCCAGGAACUUCACUUCCUUCCACCACCCUCUCCAUGGAAAUUGCUACACCUUCAACAGUGGGCAAGAUGGGAAGAUCCUGAGCACGUCCACAGGCGGCAGUGAAAAUGGACUGCAGGUGAUCCUGUACGUAGAGGAAGCAGACUACAACCCCUUCUUGGUGACAUCCACGGGAGCCAAGAUUGUGAUCCACGAUCAAGACGAGUACCCCUUCAUCGAGGACAUUGGCACCGAGAUCGAGACGGCCACCGCCACCUCCAUUGGAAUGCACUUUACCAUGUCCCACCGUCUCAGCCAGCCGUACAGCAGCUGCACGGAGACCGGAGCUGACGUUCCCGUGGAGAACCUCUACAACAAAAGCUACUCUCUGCAGAUCUGCCUGCAUUCCUGCUUCCAGAACUCAAUGGUGAAAACCUGCGGUUGUGCCCAGUACGCCCAGCCCCUGCCUGCCAGAGCUGAAUUCUGCAACUAUAAGAAAUUCCCCAAUUGGAUGUACUGCUACUAUAAGCUGCACGAAAAGUUUGUGAAAGAGCAGCUGGGCUGCCAGAAAAUCUGCAGGGAAGCCUGUAGAUUGAAAGAGUGGACCCUCACCACCAGCCUGGCCCAGUGGCCGUCCAGCGUGUCCGAGGAGUGGAUCCUUCGAGUUCUCUCUUGGGACAAAGGGAAAAACAGCAACAAGAUGUUAAACAAGACAGACCUGGCAAAUCUCAAGGUGUUCUACAAAGAUCUGAAUGAGAGGUUCAUCACUGAAAAUCCAGCCAACAAUAUCGUUCUCCUCCUGUCCAACUUUGGGGGCCAGCUGGGCCUGUGGAUGAGCUGCUCGGUGGUCUGCAUCAUUGAGAUUGUGGAGGUCUUCUUCCUCGACACACUGUGCAUCAUCCUCCGCCAGCAGUGGCAGAAGGCCAAGAGGUGGUGGAAGGGGCAGCCGGGCGAGCAGGGCCAAGCAGAGGCCGGUGGGCCCCCCCCAAGCGGUGCAGAACAAGGGUACCACAACUCUGCCUGCUCCCAAGAUGACGAAGACCCCCCUACCUUCAACACGGCCAUGCGGCUGCCGCCGCCCCGAACCCCACCACCCAACUACAGCACCCUGCGACACGUCAGCCCUUUUUCUGAGCAGCUGGCAGAUACCCUGGAGGCCGGGGCCCAGUGAGGCCGUUGGUCUCUGCAGGAAGCACCGGGACUUGUGGCGCCGCUGGAGGCCUGAAGCCACAUGCUGGCAGCACGGCGGCUCCCUGUGCAAGAGACUUGAUC